Molecule: messenger RNA, 759 nt
Organism: Onychostoma macrolepis
Lineage: Eukaryota; Metazoa; Chordata; Actinopteri; Cypriniformes; Cyprinidae
Gene: srd5a2b
Product: steroid-5-alpha-reductase, alpha polypeptide 2b
Exons: 5
Coding region: 1-759 (252 amino acids)
Biological process (GO): steroid biosynthetic process
Cellular component (GO): membrane
Molecular function (GO): 3-oxo-5-alpha-steroid 4-dehydrogenase activity
Source: RefSeq, a predicted model, not a curated record
AUGCAGUGCCAGGAGCUCCUCGUGCGGGGCUUGAGCUUGGUGAUGAUCUUGGGUGGGAUAAUGCACUUUAUAUGUCUCAUGAAGUCUCACGCUGCCUAUGGUCGCUACGUGGACACAUCGGGCAGCUCCAUGAUGGUGCCCGCAAGGCUCGCCUGGUUCCUCCAGGAGCUUCCCGCUCUGCUGGUGCCCCUGAUUUUGAUGCUGACCACCGAUGGAAACAAUGGCACUGGGAGACACCUGAUGCUCUGGACCUUCUGCCUGCACUACUUCCAGAGGAGCUGCAUCUACUCCCUGCUGACCAAAGGGCGGCCGUAUCCGUUUGACAUCAUGCUGUUUGGGAUGGUGUUUUGCUCUAUUAAUGGCUUCCUGCAGGCACACUAUCUGCUGCACUGUGCAACGUAUCACAAUACAUGGUUUUCUGAGGCCUGUUUACUAGCCGGUCUGAUAAUAUUUUUCAUAGGAAUGGGAAUCAAUAUUCACAGUGACCACAUUCUUCGCAGCCUGAGAAAACCUGGAGAAAUUUCCUAUAAAAUCCCAAGAGGCGGUUUGUUUGAGUAUGUGUCUGGAGCAAAUUUCUUCGGGGAGAUUGUAGAGUGGCUGGGCUACGCUGUUGCUACCUGGUCUUUGCCCACAUUUGCCUUUGCUUUUUUCACAAUUUGCUUCAUAGGCCCGAGAGCCUAUCACCAUCACAGGUUCUAUAAUGAGAAGUUUAAAGAUUUCCCCAGAUCAAGAAGAUCUCUCAUACCCUUCAUCUUCUAA